Ictalurus punctatus (channel catfish) is the source of this 1832-nucleotide messenger RNA. RefSeq names its product toll-like receptor 20a (gene tlr-20a). Gene Ontology annotation, molecular function: transmembrane signaling receptor activity. Lineage: Eukaryota; Metazoa; Chordata; Actinopteri; Siluriformes; Ictaluridae. The record is from RefSeq and is marked provisional. Gene Ontology annotation, biological process: inflammatory response; toll-like receptor signaling pathway; immune response. Gene Ontology annotation, cellular component: membrane.
AGACAUUUUUUGAUCAUAGCAAAACAGAAGCCGACACAAAUGGACUUGACUGAUUUGAACCAACUUGUCAACCUGAAGAGUCUGAUCCUUUUUAAUGUGGAUUUGUCUCAUCAGUCUGGUCUUGAUAUGAUUUUUCAUAACCUCUCAAAUUUGGAGUAUCUAUAUGUUUCUUUGUGGUCAGUAACUUUUUUCAAUAAAGACUUGACCAGAGACCUGCAGUCACUAAAAGUGCUAUAUUUACAUGCAAAUGAUGUGUUCAGUGUGAUGGAAAACUUUGUAGAGCCCCUGAAAAACCUUCAAUAUCUUAUCAUGGAUAAAGCACUUCUAUACUGUAUCUGUGACAAUGCUUGGAUUACCAAUUGGGCAAAGUAUCAACAGAGUGUUCAAGUGUAUUUCCCUGGGAGCUCACUGGAAAGUCUGCCAUGUAAAACUGCACAUGGAAAACAGUUUCUGCAUAAGUAUGCUCAAGACCACUGUUUAACUGAUAUCGACUUUCUCCUUUUUGCCUCCACCUCUCUGGGACUGGUGUUCUUCAUGCUGGUAGUGCUGCUCCAUCAGCUGGCUGGAGAUUAUCUGCUUGCUUUCUUUCACAUAGCUCGUGCCUGGGUAGAGGAGGCCAUGAGGGCAAACAGAAAAGGACAUUACCACUUCGAUGUUUUUGUGUCCUACUGCGGGAAAGAUGAGCGCUGGGUGGUGGAUGAACUUCUCCCCAACCUGGAGAAACGUGGACCCCCUUUCCUCAGGCUUUGCCUGCACAGCAGAGACUUUGAGCUAGGAAAGGACAUUGUGGAGAACAUCACGGACAGCCUCUACAGAAGCCGACAUACCCUCUGCCUGGUUAGCCGCAACUACCUUCGGAGUAAAUGGUGCUCUUUGGAGAUGCGUUUGGCAACUUACAGAUUACUGGCUGAACACAGGGACGUUCUUGUUCUGGUGUUCCUGGAGAAGGUUCCUCAUCAACUCUUAAAUGUACAUCAUAGACUGUCCAGGCUGGUGAAGACCCAGACCUACAUAGACUGGCCGCAAGACCCAGCUCUGCAUAAUGCAUUCUGGGAUAGACUAUGGACAAAGCUUGCACCUGAAACUGCAACCUAGAAUCAAAUAUAUUAAUCUUUUACCAUAAUGUUCCUGAACGUACCAUCCUUCUUCCCAGUUAAUUAGUUCAUUGUGGGAGUUUGUGAUUCAGUUUAAUGACAAUGUUCAAUGGAUUUUAAACUAAUAUAUUAUAAGGCUAAUGGCAUAUUUAAGUGGACAGGACCUUUAUCCAUCAGGAUUUGAUUGUCUUGUGAAGAGUGGGCAUACCAAAACAAACAUGGUAUCCUGCAGUUGAUUGUGGAGGAUUGUUACCUCCCACAACACCACAGCACUUGAGGAGGUGGAAACUGAUGAUAUCCUGUUAUGGCGCAAUGAAGAUAUAAAGAAAGUGGAUAUAAAGUUAAUCCUGGGUUGUUUAAAACUAGGAAAAUGGCUUUUGCUUCUUUUGCACCCUGGUCAUGGAAUAAUCUUCAAAACACAUUACAGCUUAAUCACUUUGUUACACUGGGUGAGUUUAAGGUUCUGAUAAUAAUAAUAAUAAUAAUAAUAAUAAUAAUAAUAAUAAUAAUAAAAUUUAAAAGUUGUAUAACUGAAGGAUGUAAUUGUUAUUCAUAUCUGGAUUUUGUAUUAUGCAUCAUUAUUUUUGUCUGUAUUUUUAUGCUUGUUUUUGUAGUUUUGACUUUAAAGUUUGUUACUCUGUAAUCGCAUGCCUUUUUGGCCAGGUCUCCCUCUGAAAAGAGAAUUAAGCUGAAGGGACUUCUUGGUUAAAGAAAGGUUAAAUAAAAAAAUUAUUAACA